Molecule: messenger RNA, 2713 nt
Organism: Varanus komodoensis (Komodo dragon)
Lineage: Eukaryota; Metazoa; Chordata; Lepidosauria; Squamata; Varanidae
Gene: MLXIP
Product: MLX interacting protein
Exons: 17
Biological process (GO): regulation of transcription by RNA polymerase II
Cellular component (GO): nucleus
Molecular function (GO): RNA polymerase II cis-regulatory region sequence-specific DNA binding; DNA-binding transcription factor activity, RNA polymerase II-specific; protein dimerization activity
Source: RefSeq, a predicted model, not a curated record
CCCUCGGCCUCGGCCUCGGCGUCCGGCGCGCCGCAGAUCAUCCACUCGGGCCACUUCAUGGUGUCGUCGCCGCACAGCGAGCACCCGCCCAAGAAGGGCUACGACUUCGACACCGUCAACGAGCAGACGUGCCAGACGUACCGCUUCGGGCCCGCGGCGGGCGCCCGCGCCGGGGGCGGGCAGGCGGGCGACGGCGGCGGCCGCCUCAGCAUCGACGCCUCGCUCACCAAGCUCUUCGAGUGCAUGACGCUGGCCUACAGUGGCAAGUUGGUUUCACCCAAGUGGAAGAAUUUCAAAGGCCUGAAACUCCAAUGCAGGGACAAAAUCCGACUCAACAAUGCCAUCUGGAGGGCAUGGUACAUCCAGUAUCUGGAGAAGCGGAAGAACCCCGUGUGCCACUUCGUGACUCCCCUGGAUGGUUCCGUGGAGGUGGAUGAGCACCGGCGUCCUGAGGCUAUUGCAACAGAUGGGAAGUAUUGGAAAUGGCGGAUAGAAAUAGUUAUCCGAGAGUAUCACAAGUGGAGAACCUACUUCAAAAAACGGUUACAGAAACAUCGAGAUGAGGACCUUUCCAGCUUGGUCCAGGAUGACGACAUGCACCACUGGCGUCCAGGGAUGUGCGGCAGGGAGACCCCGAUGGAACUGGACUCCUUUUUCAGCACAGACAUGUUUAUGUCCGAGCUGCCAGACACCCUCUUCUCCACAUUGUCUUCUCACCAGCCCACCCCCUGGACAAACCCCAGAGCGACAGAGCACCUGGGAAAUGCCGACAUGAUUCAGCCAGGACUCUGCCCUCUCCAGCCAAACUGCAUGGAUAGUUUUGAGUUUUUUCAAGAUAUUUUCUCGAACAAUCGAUCCACCGCUGGAUUCUCCGCCAGCAUCACUCCUCCCUCCAAUUCUGCUCUGGCAGGCACUUGCACGCACUCCUCCCAGGCCCCGGGCCUCUCCUUGGGUCCUUUACCCAACACGCUCCCGCCGGUGAACCUCGGCGAGGGGCUUGUCGCCACGCCGGUGCCUGCCCCCAUCAUCUCCAAUUUGGCAGACAUUGGGGGAGACGCCUGCCUCGACCUCAGCAGCCGGGACGCCUUGCUGCUGCCCCCUGGCUUCAGCUCCGAGCCACCCCUGAGCGGCCAGCCGCAGUUCCUGCCUCCGCUCCCGGCACCAUCGCUCCUCCCGCGGGACGUCGCUCCCCUGCCGCCCCAGCAGGCCCUGCAGCCCAUGAGCGCCGGCCUGGCCUCGCCGGGGCCCGUGUUCGAGCUCUGCAAGUCCCUGGUGAUCACCCACACGGCCUCCUCCACGCCGACGCAGAACGUCUCUGCCACCACCUUCAGCCACAACCAGGCCGGCCUCCUCGCCAACCAGCAGCCUGCGCGAGGGGGGGUGCCCUGCAGCCUGUCGCUCCAGACCCCCGUGGCGCAGCUGCACCCGCAGCCUCCCUUCAUGCUGCCGGCGGCCAGCCCCACGACGAGGCCCAAGAAGCCGCAAAAAAUAGUGCCUGCUCCAAAGCCCGAGACGGUCUCCUUGGUGUUGAAGAACGCCUACAUCAGCCCAGCAGCCUUUCAGGGGCAGGCCGGAGCUGUGAUCGUGACUCCAGCACCACUGAAACGGGACGGAGUGCUGGCCCCGAGGAUCUCUCAGCCCAGUGUGGUGAUUGCGCCGUCUACAAUGGCCCGAGCGCCCCACGCGGCAGAGUUCCACAGCAGGAUCCUGCUCAGCCCCGGCCAGCAGUGUCCAAGCCCCCAGCCAGUCCCCGCUGCACUGCCUCACCUGUUUUCCCCCAGUGCGAUCCAGGAAGCGCUGGAGAAGGGCAAACAGGCCUCGGCCCACAGCCCCUCCUCUCAGGGCCUCUCGCCUGCGCCCGGCCGAGAGAGCCGGCUGUCCGGGCAGGUCUCGCCGUGCCCUUCCGAGCAGAGCCCCAGCCCGCAGUCCCCGCACAGCAGCUGCUCAGGGAAGACCGCCGCCCAUCCUCAGGUGACCACGGUUAAGAGCCGCCGAAUGAAACACAUUUCAGCAGAACAGAAGCGGAGGUUUAACAUCAAGAUCGGCUUUAGCACCCUCAACUGCUUGGUGUCGGCAAACUCUAAAUCAAUCAGCCAUGCCUUGACACUCCAGAAGACGGUGGAAUACAUCGCCAAGCUGCAGCAGGAGAGAUCACAGAUGCAAGAGGAAGCCAAGCGCCUCCGGGAGGAAAUCGAGGAGCUGAAUGCCACCAUCAUUUCUUGUCAGCAGCAGCUCCCGGCCACGGGUGUCCCCAUCACGCGACAGAGAUUCGAUCAGAUGCGAAGCAUGUUUGAGGAGUACGUCAGAAGCAGGACCCUGCAGAACUGGAAGUUCUGGAUCUUCAGCAUCCUCAUCAACCCCUUGUUCGAAACAUUCAAUGGGAUGGUGUCCACCACAAGCUUCGAGGAGCUGCACCAGACGGCACUGGCAUGGGUGGACCAGCACUGCUCCUUGCCAGUCCUCCGGCCAAUGGUACUGAGCACCCUCCGGCACUUCAGCAUCACCACCUCCAUCCUCUCCGACCCGCUGCGCCUGCCGGAGCAAGCCACCGAGGCGGUGAACAAGCUCAGCAAGAAAGCUGAGGAAAGCUAACCAAAGACAAGCCGCGCCACCUCCUCGAGCCGCAGCGAGCAUCCAAGCGCCACAGAGAGGGGGGGCGCCACCGCGGGGUGAUUCGCCGUCCAGCCGCACGCGCGGGCCCUGGCCUCGGACU